AUGAGUGGUGGAUAUGUCAUUGUGUGUGGUGGAUAUGUCAUUGUGAGUGGUGGAUAUGUCAUUGUGGGUGAUGGAUAUGUCAUUGUGGAUAGUGGAUAUGUCAUUGUGGGUGGUGGAUUUGUCAUUGUGGGUGGUGGAUAUGUCAUUAUGGGUGGUGGAUUUGUCAUUGUGGGUGGUGGAUAUGUCAUUGUGGGGGGUGGAUAUGUAAUUGUGGGUGGUGGAUAUGUCACUCUGAGUGGUGGAUAUAUCACUGUGAGUGGUGAAUAUGUCAUUGUGGGUGGUGGAUAUGUCAUUGUGGGUGGUGGAUAUGUCAUUGUGGGUGGUAUAUUAAUUGGAGAGAAAUUUCUCGGAAACAAUAGUAGCAUUUCCUCAAGUCGAAUGUACAAUGCCACCACCUGUAUUUACAGGCAUUUAUCUACUGUGAUAAUCCACAGGGUUUAUUGUUGCUUCCCUAAGAGGUUGCUUCCUCUGUUUAAUGCAUAUCGCAUCUUCUGUAAAGAAAUAGCCGGCCUAUAUUCAGUUACCAAUCAUGUCAUGCUUUGGACUGGCUUAUCGCCAAGUACGUUUCUAACUGUGUACCUCAGUAAAGUCUGGUUAAACUCAAAUCAGUCAUCAUUCUGA
Candidula unifasciata is the source of this 621-nucleotide messenger RNA. The record is from the annotation of a GenBank genome assembly. NCBI's taxonomy places the organism in Eukaryota, Metazoa, Mollusca, Gastropoda, Stylommatophora, Geomitridae.